ACGCAGAUUUGAAUCCAGACCUCGAGGUAACACAAGAAGUCGGUAGAGCUAGCGAAAAUGGUUACACAAGCUCACAGACCAAAGAUCAGCUUCAAUCUUAAACCUCUUAUAUUGCUUCUUUGCAUGGGAGUAGCCAUGAAUGUCAAGGCCGCACAAAGACGUCUUCCUGUUGAUGAAGUUAAAGCCCUUAAAGAAAUAGCCGCAGAGCUGGGGAAGAAGGGCUGGAAUUUCCAUGUAGACCCAUGCAGCAAUGAUCCCAGUUGGGAAACACCAACGCUGAAAUUGGGUCCAAAAACGUACAACAAUUCAAUACUAUGCAAUUGUACAUACCCUGAUGGUGAAUGCCACGUGGUCGGACUAUUUCUUACCGGGCAGGAUCUUUCUGGUGUGCUUCCAACAUCCCUUGUGAAGCUGCCUCACAUAACGAAGCUUGAGUUGCAUCGAAACUAUCUGACUGGUACAAUUCCAUCCGCAUGGACUUCUCUAAAGUUGGAACGUCUGUCCACUGCUGUAAACAAGUUAUCGGGAAGAAUUCCGAGCUACCUGGGAAAAAUUACCACUCUUAGAUUUUUGAGCAUAGAGAACAAUAGGUUUUCUGGAACUGUUCCCCCUGAGCUUGGAAAGUUGGUUAACUUGGAGAAUCUUAUUCUCAAUGCUAACUUCCUCACUGGAGAGUUGCCAGUCAAUCUAACUUAUCUCACAAACUUAACUGAACUAGAUCUGAGCUUCAAUAGAUUGGAAGGAAAUGUUCCAAAGUUUGACGAUAGUGCAAAGUUGCAGCGCCUGUAUCUGACAAGCAACUUACUCAACGGGACAGUUCCGGACUGGAUCAAACGAAGAGAUAAUCACUAUGAUCUAGAUCUUUCUUACAAUAACUUCUUAGAGAGUUCUAUGUCACCAACUAAUUGUCGAGACACACUAAAUGUAUUUGAAAGCUUCUCUAGACGGGACUCAUCAGCUGGCCAGUGCUCGAAGAACCUUCCUUGUUCAAAAGACUGGAAUUCAGUGCAUAUAAAUUGCGGUGGAAACGAAUUCAGUAUUGGAAACAUUAAAUACGAAGCAGAUCUUGAUGCAUCAGGUGCCGCAAAAUUUAAUCCCACCACAGAGAAUUGGGGAUUCAGUUCCACUGGAAAUUUCUGGGAUGCUAACAGCAGCUCGAAUGAUUACAUAGCAAAUAAUGCGUCAGUACUAAGAAUGAACAGCCACGAAUUAUACACAAGCGCACGCCUCUCUCCUCUUUCUCUCACAUAUUAUGCGCGUUGCUUGGCAAAUGGAAAUUAUACCAUCACACUACACUUUGCAGAGAUAAUAAUAAGAGGAAACAGAUCUUUUUACAGUCUUGGAAGACGUAUAUUUGAUGUUUAUAUACAGGAUAAACUGGAGUUGAAGGAUUUUGAUAUCGAAAAUACUACAGGAGGGGUCGACAAAGCUUUAGUUAAGAAAGUUAAAGCAGUUGUGAGUAACAAAGUCUUACAUAUCCGCUUUCAUUGGGCUGGCAAAGGGACAACAAAUGCCCCAACAAGAGGAACAUAUGGUCCUCUCAUAUCGGCUAUCUCUAUAGAAAAUGAUAAUCCCCCUGAUAAUGUCAAAACCACAAUAUUCAUUGUGACUGGAGCUUUAGUGUUGGCGCUAUUACUCAUUUUAGGCAUUCUUUGGUGGAAAGGCUGCAUAGGAAGCAGGAUAUCGAGGGAAAAAGAUUUGAGAGGAUUAGAUCUGCAAACAGGUUUUUUCACUUACAGGCAAAUCAAAGCUGCCACAAACAACUUUGAUGCUUCAAACAAGAUUGGGGAAGGUGGUUUUGGAUCUGUAUACAAGGUAUUCAAAAACUUAAUUCUUCAUGCAUAA
Juglans regia (Persian walnut) is the source of this 1845-nucleotide messenger RNA. Its product is annotated as probable LRR receptor-like serine/threonine-protein kinase At1g07650. Gene Ontology annotation, molecular function: protein binding. NCBI's taxonomy places the organism in Eukaryota, Viridiplantae, Streptophyta, Magnoliopsida, Fagales, Juglandaceae. The record is from RefSeq and is a predicted model, not a curated record. The transcript is spliced from 16 exons. Bases 58 to 1845 code for a protein of 595 amino acids.